This is a messenger RNA of Mus musculus (house mouse), 2135 nucleotides long. It is a transcript of the gene Pycard, whose product is annotated as PYD and CARD domain containing. The transcript is spliced from 3 exons. The record is from RefSeq and is marked validated. Gene Ontology annotation, cellular component: extracellular region; protein-containing complex; NLRP6 inflammasome complex. Gene Ontology annotation, molecular function: tropomyosin binding; BMP receptor binding; protein-macromolecule adaptor activity. Bases 215 to 796 code for a protein of 193 amino acids. NCBI's taxonomy places the organism in Eukaryota, Metazoa, Chordata, Mammalia, Rodentia, Muridae. Gene Ontology annotation, biological process: positive regulation of ERK1 and ERK2 cascade; protein homooligomerization; positive regulation of JNK cascade.
CAAAAAGCCAAGUCUGAAAGUCUUAGGGGCGGAAACCAAAACUAGUUUGCUGGGGAAAGAACAGGAGCUGUAAGAAAAGAGGGUGGGGGAGUCCCAGCAUGCCCAUCGGCCUAAGCAGCUGACUUCCUGGUCUUGGCGGGCUGGCAGCAGGCAGGCUGCAGCAGGCGAGCAGCAGCAAGAGUAAAAGGUGACCGCGGCUGCCCACCCCAGAGCCAUGGGGCGGGCACGAGAUGCCAUCCUGGACGCUCUUGAAAACUUGUCAGGGGAUGAACUCAAAAAGUUCAAGAUGAAGCUGCUGACAGUGCAACUGCGAGAAGGCUAUGGGCGCAUCCCACGCGGGGCCCUGCUGCAGAUGGACGCCAUAGAUCUCACUGACAAACUUGUCAGCUACUAUCUGGAGUCGUAUGGCUUGGAGCUCACAAUGACUGUGCUUAGAGACAUGGGCUUACAGGAGCUGGCUGAGCAGCUGCAAACGACUAAAGAAGAGUCUGGAGCUGUGGCAGCUGCAGCCAGUGUCCCUGCUCAGAGUACAGCCAGAACAGGACACUUUGUGGACCAGCACAGGCAAGCACUCAUUGCCAGGGUCACAGAAGUGGACGGAGUGCUGGAUGCUUUGCAUGGCAGUGUGCUGACUGAAGGACAGUACCAGGCAGUUCGUGCAGAGACCACCAGCCAAGACAAGAUGAGGAAGCUCUUCAGCUUUGUUCCAUCCUGGAACCUGACCUGCAAGGACUCCCUCCUCCAGGCCUUGAAGGAAAUACAUCCCUACUUGGUGAUGGACCUGGAGCAGAGCUGAGGUAUCUUUUCCAGCUACAUUAUCUAGCUCCUGACUUUGUAUACACAAUUUUUGAAAAAACAAUUUGUAUUUGUGUUUACUCUCUGGGAUGUUUUUGCUGAGCUAAGCUACAUUUCCAAAGGCCAUAUGUGGCCCAGUGGUAGAACAUAUACCAAACAUGCACAAAUCAGUCUCCAACACCUAAAUUCCACAGACCCAAGUUAUGGCUUCUCCAUUCUAGUGCAAAGGCUUCUCAAAUGAUUCCUGGCUCCCCAUUUGGGAGCUUUUCCCAUAUUAUCCCAAAAGGCUACCUUUGAGAACACAUGUAACAUUAUCCAGGUCAAGCUAAAAAGCGAGAGGGGGGGAUGGGAACCAGGUAAUGGUUAAUCCCAGCAACCAGGAGGCAGAGGAGGCUGUUCCAGAACAGCCAAGGGUACAGAGAGAAACCCUAUCUCAAAAAAACAAAAACAAAAAAAAAACAGGCAAUGGGGCUUAGAAAGGCACCUAGAAACAAACCAGUCCGUAGAAGACUUUGGGCUCUGGGAACUCCUGUCUAGACAAGGCUGGCCUAACUCAAGAGAUCUGCCCAGCUCUGCCUCCUGAGUUAUGAGAUUAAAUGCAUGUAUCACCAUGCCCAGCCCAAGCCUUUUUUUUUUUUUAAUUAUGUGUGGAUUUUGGGGGUGGGGCUGUUCAUAUGUGUGCACCAUUUCAUGCAAUGCCAACCAAAGCCAGAAGAGGGCAUCAGAUCCCCUGGAACAGGAGUUACUGGCUGAGCCUCCACACAAUGCUGGGAAUUUAACAUGGGUUUCCCCUGGAAAAAGCAGUCGUUACGACUGCAGAAUCAUCUCUCCAACCCCAAGGGCUUAUCCUUUAAAGAAAUGAAGAUCGUAUUGUGUGAAUAUAAACACGGGUGCAUGUCUGCACAGAAGCUUGAAGACAAACUCCAGAGUUCUGUUUCUUACCUUGAGGUAGGGAGGAGUUCCUGUUCUUUUUGCUGCAUACUAACUCUGGGCUGUGAGCUUCAGGGCCAUUCUGUUUCUCUCAUCUGUACUUUCAGGUCUCUCAGCAGUGCUGAGAUUAACAGGUAUUGCCAUCAUUCAGUGGACAGAAGACAAAACCAGGGUGAACGAAGCUCUCUACAACCGAGUUUCAUCCCCAGUCCAGUAGCUACUCUUCCAAGUGUUAUUUAUGGUCCUACCUAUGGAAUUUUUUGAAUCUCACUUGACCCCUAGAUCCCUGUCUUAAAUAGGCCUGGGAUCAAAGGCCUAACAAGUUCACGUGAAAUCUUAUUAGUGAUUGGAGAGGACAAAAAAGGUUGCCUUUUAUUGGUAUGCACAGUCUAUUAGAAGGGUCCUUUGUG